CCAGCUUGAUUAAUCUUGGAUGAAAUAAUUUAUCUAACUUGUUAGGCUUAGUACUUUAUCAUGGUAGUAGUGUGGCAGUGUGAAGAGUCCUGAUCCAGGAAUUUCCGUACUUUCGUCGUACGACAAUCAACUGGGGAAACUACAAAAUCAAACUCAUUCUCCUCGCAGUUGACCAACCUGCCAUCCGAUUUGAUCCCUCUCCCUUCAUUUUCUUCUUCCUAUCCCACCUCCUCCUGAGAGUUUUACGGUCGGUGUCGUCCACACACUCUCGCCAAGCCUUCCCAGUUCUGCGAUCCGUCACAUCCACUUUGGCCCGCCCCGGCCCCAACGGUGCCCGCUCGGACUUUCUUCCUUCCUUCAACUCCCUUUCGGCCACCGUUGAAAUCUUAAGAUCCUUCCUUCAUUCUUGUCUGGUCUGGCAUCGAUCUUUGUCUUUUCCACAAUGGCGUCUGGCGGGGUCUACCCUUUAGACACCCAGCAGCUUCCUGCUGUUGCGCAACCCGAAACUCCAACCAGAGGUGCCUUUGGUACUGAGUUCUUUAAGAUCUUUGCAGGUCCCAAGAAGGUGACUCGAGAUGGCGCUGAACCCAAACGUCGCGGGCCCAAACCCGACAGCAAGCCCGCUCUCACUCGACGACAGGAGCUGAAUCGCCAAGCUCAGAGGACACAUCGCGAGCGCAAGGAACAAUACAUGCGAGCUCUGGAGACCGAGGUCUCGCGGUUGCGGGAGGCUUUUACCACUGAAAUCUCGGAUGCGAAUGUCGCUCUUCAACAACACAAGGAAAUGCUUCAUACGGUGCGAAACGAGAAUGAAGUCUUGAAGGAAAUCCUGGCCGCCCACGGUAUCAAUUAUGCUCCCGAGCUGGAGCAACGGAUGGCCGAGCGUGGUUCGCUGGCGGGUUUCCAGUCGAGCCCCGUCCCCGCUAGCAGCGCUGGAUCAAAUACCGCCCCCUUUACCAAUGCGACUAGCAACCAGAAUGUCACACCAGCAACCUCGAUCUCAACCGGGUUAAGCCCUCAAGCGACCGGCGGCUUGGAACAUUCCGAGGUUUCUCCUCCGAUGGGGUUCGUGCCUCAGCAGCAAGUAUACCAUGCGAGUCCGAAUGAGAACCAGGGCUUGGAUCGGUCUGGGUGCCAGGUCGUCGAUACCCCCGUACCAGCAAUGCGCGGUGUCUUCGAGAGUGACCCACAGCUUCAGAUUGACUUUAUCUUGACACUGGAAGGCCCCUGCCGUGAACAUACCGACUAUCUCUGCCGUCGGUCGAUUACCGAAGCCGACGACGAAGACAUGCCCUUCUCUGGUCACGCCCUAAUGGCCACUUGCCCACCACCCAGCUACAUCGCAAACACUACCCCCGAACAAGCUUACCCACACAAGACCUACGAUCUCCCACUCGCCAAUCUCGGUACUCUGCUCAACCUCAGUCGCCAGCUCGUGACGGACGGUCAGAUUACUCCUAUCAUGGCGCUGCAGUGUUUGAAGAAUCACGAACUGUAUCACUCACUCAGCCGCGACGACAUUAAGAUUAUCAUCGAAACCCUAAACACCAAGGUCCGCUGUUACGGCUUUGGGGCCGUUGUCGAGGACUUUGAGCUCAUUGAUUGUUUGAGUAGUGUGCUGGGCACGACAGUGGACUUGGGCGUGUCUCGUGUCCGGGACGACUCGAUGUACGCUUGAUAUGCUCCCUCGGCGAGCGUGGAGGUGUGUGACUUCCAGAGCGAGGACGGUGUCUUCACCCUGGCAGGGAAACGAUUAUGAUUCUGACGUCUACGAACUGUUCUUUGUGCUCUCUUGUGGAGUGGAAUCGGGUGCUUGUGCUGAGAACUUCUUUGAUCCAACUACUUUCGGUUUUUGUAUGGCUUGGUAUUGCCCGAUUUCUUUUCCUUUUCCCUCUCCUACAUUCCUGAUCCAUCGUUUCUUUUACUCUUUACUUUGCUUUUAUUCUGACCCAAAAUGCCAUCUCUACCUGGCUGGGUUUGGACCUUGACUCUUCAAUUCUUAUGGAAAUGUAUAUACUGAAAAUGGCCCUAGCUGAGCGUGGGCCCGGGGAGUUGAGUUAUUUUUUCUUCUGGGUGUUUGAAUUAUGGAUUGACUACUUCUCACCGUCUGAUCGCCCGUUGCUUGUCUCCUUGGUUUAAAAUAGGCCAAUCCACCUUGGCCGGUGGUUUCCAUACAAGACAUUUCAUUCUUUUACCCGUGCUUUAUA
Molecule: messenger RNA, 2207 nt
Organism: Penicillium brasilianum
Lineage: Eukaryota; Fungi; Ascomycota; Eurotiomycetes; Eurotiales; Aspergillaceae
Source: the annotation of a GenBank genome assembly